GUUGUAGAAUUAGCAUUUCAAAGCUCAGUCCCUCCCUCUCUACCGGUAUCCCAUCCACCAUUGUUGUUGUCACUGUUCGGCAAGAUGGCGACUCCCAGGAAGGCAUGAAAAUCUGCAACUGUGCUUGAACGUCAAACUGAAAACAGCUUAUUCCUUACAUUGUUUCUGUUUAAAGUUAGCGCUUUUGUUUUCUGUGAGUAUAGUUAUUAGCAGCGUUUCCACGUCUAAUCCUGCAGCUGUAUAUUAGACUGCAAGCCCAUAUUUCUUUUCUGUUUGCGGCUAAGAUCUGGAGUUUGACAAGAUGGCGGCUCCCAGGGAGGCGUGAAGGAGGAACAACUGUAGCUAGUUGUGCUGUUACUCAUUUUUCAAGCUUAUUAGAAAAGUUUACCCCAGACCGGCACACAAUACUGCAGCACAAGUUAUUCUUGAUGCUUCUAAGGAGCUGCUAUUUGGAACUGAUAAAUUAAUUGUUUUGGGGAUUUCUUCAGGCGACCAUCUUUCUGUUUCCACCCCCUCCCCGCGCACUGGAUUGUUUUGUCGCUGCAAGAUGGCGGCUCCCAUAUCCUCGCUAUUUUUCAUUUCUUGUGGAGUCUGAGGGUCCUAUUUGAAGAGAUUUGUUUGUUGAAGUAUUGCAACUGGGACGUCUUGCAUUUGGGUAACUACUGUUUCGAAAACGGGCGUUAUGCAUCAGUGGUAGCGUUGUCUGUGGGACUCUAGCUUGAGUUUCUGAUGGCUUAUAUAAAAUGGCGGCUCCCAUGGAUUGUAGGUAGAAGUUGAGGAGUGAACAAUUACUGUGGCUAAUUGCCGAGUUUUUAAUCUAGUUGUACUUUGAUUAAAUUAUUCUUGACAGUUUCAUUGCCCGAUUGCCUUAAACUGGGGCUUGUGGCGUGUUGUAGAUCUCUUUGUAUUUGUGCCACAGGAGGGGUUUUCCGUGUGGGUAACGGAGCAGUUCUGUUCUCCGUUAUCACAGUAUGGCAUCCUCUCCCACUGGCACAGUUUCUGCCCAGACUUCAGUGGUAUUGCAGCCACGGUGGAAGAGGGUAGUAGGUUGGUCUGGGCCAGUUCCCCGACCACGGCACGGACAUAGGGCUGUCUCUAUCAAGGAACUGAUCGUGGUGUUUGGAGGAGGUAACGAAGGUAUCGUGGAUGAAUUGCACGUCUACAAUACAGCAACAAAUCAGUGGUUUAUCCCAGCAGUUCGAGGAGACAUCCCACCAGGAUGUGCAGCUUAUGGAUUUGUCUGUGAUGGAACUAGACUUUUAGUAUUUGGAGGUAUGGUGGAAUAUGGGAAGUACAGCAAUGAUUUAUACGAAUUGCAGGCCAGUAGGUGGGAAUGGAAACGGCUGAAAGCAAAGGCCCCGAAAAAUGGACCUCUUCCAUGCCCGCGGCUAGGACAUAGCUUUUCUUUGGUUGGCAACAAGUGCUAUCUUUUUGGGGGUCUAGCAAAUGACAGCGAAGAUCCAAAAAACAACAUUCCAAGGUACUUGAAUGAUCUCUAUAUCUUGGAGCUUCGACAAGGGUCUGGGGUUGUUGCUUGGGACAUACCCAUCACAUAUGGUACUCUUCCUCCACCACGAGAAUCUCACACUGCAGUUGUCUAUACAGAACGAGAGGCAAAAAAGUCAAAGCUAGUCAUUUAUGGUGGCAUGAGUGGCUGCAGACUUGGUGACCUCUGGACUCUAGAUAUAGAGACAUUAACUUGGAAUAAACCUGACUUGAGUGGUGCAGCACCUCUCCCCCGCAGUCUUCAUUCUGCAACUACAAUUGGGAACAAGAUGUACGUUUUUGGAGGCUGGGUGCCUUUAGUUAUGGAUGAUGUGAAGGUAGCAACUCAUGAGAAGGAAUGGAAGUGCACAAAUACUUUGGCAUGUCUCAAUUUGGACACCAUGACAUGGGAGGUAAUUGUCAUGGACACCUUAGAAGACAACAUUCCUCGGGCACGUGCAGGGCACUGUGCAGUGGCAAUCAACACUCGGUUGUAUAUUUGGAGUGGCAGAGAUGGAUACCGUAAAGCUUGGAAUAACCAGGUGUGCUGCAAGGAUCUAUGGUACCUGGAGACAGAAAAACCACCUUGUCCUACACGGGUUCAGCUGGUCAGAGCAAAUACAAACUCCCUGGAGGUCAGUUGGGGUGCAGUUCCUACAGCAGAUAGCUACCUGUUGCAGCUUCAGAAGUAUGACAUCCCUGCACCUCCUGCUGCCACUUCACCUGUUGCCAAUCCAGUCCCCUCCCUGCCUGUCAACUUGCCAAAGAGUCCUGCUCCUGCAGCUGCAGCACCCACCCUUCACUCUCUAGGCCAGACUGGAAUUGCACUUUUGCCCCAGGCAACCACAGCUGUUCCAGCUACAACAGUACAGAUAUUGCCUACAGUACCUGGGAGCCCAGUUACAGCUACAGCAGCAACUACCCGUGCUCCAGGUACGGCAGCUAUUCUCAAAGUUUCUGCUCCUCAUUCCAAUCCUGGAACACCUCUUGUUACAGUUCGGACAGCCACGCCAGUUGCAAAAACACCAGUUGCUAUGACCCCUCUUCCUGCUGGAGUCCGCAUGGUUGUGCCAGCACAGGCCCAACAGGGGACUGCCAUUGGGAGUAGUUCUCAAAUGAGUGGUAUGGCAGCCCUGGCUGCUGCAGCUGCUGCCACGCAGAAGAUUCCGCCGUCAUCCACCCCAACAAUGCUUAGUGUGCCUGCUGGUACUACCAUUGUGAAAUCUGUUGCAAUGCCUUCUGGCACUACAAGUCUGCCAGCAACAGUCAAGAUGGCAUCCUCUCCGGUUAUGGUCAGCAACCCAGCAACACGUAUGCUGAAGACCGCAGCUGCACAGGUUGGGACUUCUUCAGCUGUCGGGCAGAAUGCACAGUCAAGGCCCAUAAUUACUGUACAUAAGUCUGGAACUGUGACAGUUGCACAACAGGCACAGGUUGUUACAACAGUGGUAGGAGGAGUCACGAAAACCAUCACACUGGUGAAGAGUCCCAUAUCUGUCCCUGGAGGAAGUGCACUGAUAUCUAACCUGGGAAAAGUGGUUUCUGUGGUCCAGAGUAAGCCAAUGCAAACUUCUUCAGUAACUGGUCAAGCUUCCACUGGACCAGUCACCCAGAUCAUACAGACCAAAGGUCCUCUUCCGGCGGGAACAAUUCUAAAGCUGGUGACAUCUGCUGAUGGCAAACCCACUACAAUAAUAACCACAUCUCAGGCUGGGGGCACUGGAACCAAACCCACCAUCCUAGGGAUUAGCAAUAUGUCUCCUACUACUGCUAGCAAGCCAGGAACAACCACCAUCAUCAAAACAAUUCCAAUGUCUGCCAUCAUAACGCAGCCUGGCUCUACUGGAGUAACAAGCAGUCCUGGAAUAAAAUCACCAAUAACAAUCAUCACAACAAAGAUGGUGACCUCUGGCACUGGAACCCCAGCAAAGAUAAUCACUGCUGUACCAAAGAUCACAACAGGCAAUGGACAGCAGGGACUCACUCAGGUUGUAUUGAAGGGAGCUCAUGGACAGCCAGGCACAAUCCUUAGAACAGUUCCAAUGGGUGGUGUGCGUCUUGUUACACCAGUAACUGUUUCUUCUGUCAAGCCUACAGUUACAACUCUUGUCGUAAAAGGAACCACAGGUGUUACUACUUUAGGUACUGUGACAGGUACAGUCACCCCCAGUCUUGGUGGAUCAAGUGGCACAAGUGCCAGUGCUACUCUAGGAACACCUAUCACCACACUUGGUACUAUAGCAACGUUGUCAAGUCAAGUAAUCAGUCCAUCAGCUAUCACAAUGUCUGCAGCACAAACGUUGUCUGGAAGCAGUUUAUCUUCAGCAAUUGCAAUGCAGCCUGUGUCACAGCCUACUCAGGUCACACUGAUAACUACACCAAGUGGCGUUGAAGCCCAGCCUGUCCAUGAUCUUCCAGUCUCAAUUUUGGCUUCUCCCACCAGUGAGCAACCGACUGCCACAGUAACAGUGGCAGAGGACCAGCAACCAGGCACAGUUACUCUAGUGUGCUCUAAUCCACCUUGUGAAACACAUGAUACUGGAACAACCAAUACCCCCACUAAUGUGGUUUCCAACCUAGGAUUAAACCAGCAUCCUCCCUCAGUUGCUUUUCUGUGCUCAAAUCCACCGUGUGAAAUGCAUGAGACUGGCACAACUCAGACUUCUACUACUGUCAUGGCAAACCUAUCACAGCAGAACAAUACAAUAGUAAGGCUAUGUUCAAACCCUCCGUGUGAAAUGCAUGAAACUGGCACAACAAAUACACCGACAGUUGUGAACUCUAGUAGUCGUAUGUAUCAGCUUGGCUUUGGACAGAGUUUACAGAAGAUAUGCACCAGUCUACCUUAUGAACUCCAUGAAAUGAGUGCAGCAAAUAGUACUGCAGUGUCGUUUUCUAGUCCACUUUGUGAAACCAAAGCAGCUCUUGCACCUAACACAGAAGCAGCAGAGACUAGUGCACAUAAUUCUGUAAAUGGUGUAUUACAGCGACUUUGCUCCAACCCACCAUGUGAGAUGCAUGUUACUGGUGCAACUAAUUCUUCUAGUACAGUAGUGUCAAAUAUUGGAGCAUGUCUUUUAUCCGAAGGCACUUUGCAACAAGUACGUUCCAGUCCACCAUUUGAGAUUCAUCUUAGUGGAUCCAGUGCACAAAUAGCAAGCAUUAAGUCAUGUCUUCUAGGUCAGGGCACUGUACAUCAGAUAUGUUCCAAUCCACCAUGCGAGACUCUUGUCACUGGUACAUCUAAUACAUGUAGUAUAGUAACUGCAAAAAUUGUUGCAAGUCAGCUAGGAGAAAGCAAUGUCCAGCAAGUGUGCUCAAACCCACCAUGUGAGACGCACGUUACUGGUACAACUAAUACAUCUAGUACUGCAACGGCAAACAUUCGGACAAGUCAGACAUCACAAAGCAGUGUACAGCAAGUAUGUUCCAACCCACCGUGUGAGACGCAUGUUACUGGUACAACUAAUACAUCUAGUACUGCAAAUGCAAACAUUCGGACAAGUCAAAUAUCACAAAGCAGUGUACAGCAAAUAUGUUCCAACCCACCAUGUGAGACGCAUGUUACUGGUACAACUAAUACGUCUAGCACUGCAACUGCAAACAUUCAGGCAAGUCAGACAUCACAAAGCAGUGUAGAGCAAGUUUGUUCCAACCCACCAUGUGAGACGCAUGUUACUGGUGCAACUAAUACAUCUAGUACUGCAACUGCAAACAUUCGGACUAGUCAGACAUCAAAAAGCAGUGUACAACAAAUAUGUUCCAACCCACCUUGUGAGAUGCAUGUUACCCACACAACUAAUACAGCUACCACAGCAGCAUCUCGUAUUGGGACAAAUCAACCUGCCCCUGACCCUGUACAGGACGUAUGUUCAAACCCACCAUGUGAAAUGCAUGAAACCAACACAACUAAUACAUCUACUACAGCAACGGCAAAUAUUGGGGCAAAUCAGCUGGCACAUAAUGUGCUGCAGUCACAAUCCAAUGCCCUUUGUGAUGCUAGUAGCACAACUAGCACACCUAACUCAUCAACAGCAUCUAGUUGUGCAAAUGCACCUCUUCAGGGUGUUGCAGAAGAACUGAAUUUUAAUCCUCCAUAUGAGGUGCAUAAAACAAACACAACUAACACAUCAACAACAGCAACAGCAAAUAUAAGAUCUUCAAAUCAGCCCGUAGAAGGAGCUGUACAGCAAGUAUGUGUCAACACACCAUGCGAGACUCAUGUUACUAGCACAACUAGUACUUCCAGCACCGCAGCAGAAAUUGGUACAAAUGAGCAAACCAAUAAUAGUUCGGUUUGUUUAAAUUCUAAUUUGCCGUGUAAUUUAGUUGAAAACAGAGGCGAUGCAUCUGGUUCAGGAACAGUUUUUUCCAGUGCACCUUUGCAAGGUGUAAUGCAACAGGUGUGUUCCAACCCACCAUGUGAGACUCAUGAAACUGGUACAACGCAGACAGCUACAACAGUAAUAUCAAAUAUGGGUGCUAAUCAAGAGCAAGCACAACCACCAAUGCCUGUUGAUGGCCAGGGUGAUUCUGAAAGCUUGCAAGAUGAGACUGUGACAUCUGGAACCAGUAAUGUAUCAGUGACUACAGCAUCACCUGUUGUAACUAGGGCAGUAACUAUAGUGACCCAGUCUACGCCAGUUCCUGGGCCCUCAGUUCCGAUAAUUUCCUCAAUAAGUGAUGGUUCUUCCACUGAUGUUGCAGAAUCAGAGUCUGCAGCUACAGUGUCUAGCUCUGAGCAGUCAGAAACACCUCUGUCCAGUACAGACGCCCUACAUACAUCUGAGGAAAUGCCGUCUGAGACGGAAGCCCAACACCAGCAAUCACAGCAGCUCAUGGAGAGUGUGGGAGAGCAAGCAGAAGCAGUACAACUUCCUGGAGACCUCCCAGCUGCCAUGGAGGCUGAAAUGAGUCAGGAAGCAGCAAGCAUUGUUCAUGCUGGAGUGGAACAAUUAUCACUGCCUCAAGAACUGAUGGCUGAGGGUCAGCAGGGAACUCUCAUGGUAACAGGCUUGACCCCUGAAGAACUAGCAGUCACUGCAGCAGCAGAAGCAGCAGCUCAGGCAGCUGCUACUGAAGAGGCUCAAGCACUGGCCAUCCAAGCAGUGCUUCAGGCUGCACAGCAGGCUGUGAUGGUGCGUCUAACAGGUGCAGGAGAUGCAAUGGACACUUCUGAAGCUACUCAUGCUGAACUAACUCACCAAGCAGAAUUGGGACACCUGAGUGCAGAGGGACAAGAGGGUCAACAAACCAUUCCAAUUGUGCUGACUCAGCAAGAACUAGCAGCUCUGGUGCAACAUCAACAGCAACUGCAGGAAGCUCAGCAGCAACAGCAGCAACAGCUCCACCUACAACAGCAGCUUCAUGAAGUUCAGCAGCACCAUCAUCACAUCCCCACAGAAGCCCUUGCCCCGGCCGACAGUCUCAAUGAUCCCACCAGUGAGAGCAAUGGACUGAAUGAGUUGGCCAGUGCAGUGACUAGCACAGUAGCACUAUUGCCUGCCACAGCUACAGAAAGUUUAGCUCCAUCCAGUACUUUCAUCUCCCCACCGCCUAUAGCAGUUUCCAGCCCUGCUAAACUUCAGGCUGCAGCUGCUUUGACAGAAGUUGCCAAUGGUAUAGAGACUGCUUCUCUGAAACCUGAACCACCUCCUGCACCUCCCAAGCCGCCAGUGAAAAAGGAGAAUCAGUGGUUUGAUGUUGGGGUCAUUAAAGGAACAAACAUGGUUGUAACUCACUAUUAUCUUCCUCCUGAUGAUGCAUCAGCUAGUGAACAGGAUGAUUCUUUCACUGUUUCGGAUUAUAGCCAGAUGAAAAAACAAGAAUUGCAGCCAGGAACUGCAUACAAGUUUCGAGUUGCUGGUAUUAAUGCAUGUGGAAGAGGUCCCUUUAGUGAAAUUUCUGCAUUCAAGACAUGCCUUCCAGGAUUCCCGGGAGCACCAUGUGCUAUUAAAAUUAGUAAGAGCCCUGAUGGUGCCCAUUUGACAUGGGAACCUCCGUCUGUCACAUCAGGAAAGAUUAUUGAAUACUCUGUGUAUCUGGCAAUUCAGAGCUCUCAGACAAGUGAACAGAAGGCUUCUGCUCCAGCCCAGCUUGCCUUUAUGCGGGUGUACUGUGGUCCAAACCCUUCAUGCUUAGUGCAGUCUUCUAGCCUUUCCAAUGCUCACAUUGAUUAUACAACAAAACCUGCUAUCAUCUUCCGCAUUGCUGCCCGCAAUGAAAAGGGAUAUGGUCCAGCCACUCAGGUUAGGUGGCUGCAAGAGUCUAGCAAAGAUGGUUCUGCUACAAAACCUGCUGGAAAGCGUCCAGUAUCCUCACCAGAAACGAAAUCUGUUCCAAAGAAGACAAAACCUGAUGGACAGUAAUUUGACUGCAUCUUCUAGGUUACCAGUAAGCCAUGGCUUGUACUUCCAUCUUCCUAUAUACUGCAGCAGCUACCAGCUUUGUACGUCCUUUACAGCUGUAAACAACAUUGCUGCCUCCAUCACAGAUGUACUCCUUGCCACCUUCAGGGCUUUUGGGCAGUCGUGGUGGACUGGAGAGAGCUUAGUACUGCAAGUAAACGGCACUUCACCAUUUUCCAGUCAAGAAAUUUAAUACUGAUUGUUCUUGAAAAGUGAAUUGCUGGAAGGAUCUGAGUGCACUACCACAGCUUUGCAAAAAGUGUUAAAAACUUGCUGCAGUUUUAAUGAGAGUGAAGGUAUUUUCCCUUCUCUGUUGAUGAACACUUAAUUGUGGGGAGUCUUGGCAGACUUGUUUUGGGUUGCCAAGAUUUAUAAAUAUAUAAAUAUAUAUAUAUAUAUAUAUAAAUAUAUAAAUUUGCGUAAGACAGAAAAGCACUUCUUUUUUUAGCUCCCAAAAAUGUAAUGUUUUCUUCUUGAAAAGUGAGACCGGGUUUCAGCUGUCGAGCAGUUUCAGUCAAUUUAUAAUUGCCAUUUGGUGUUUGGAGAAGAAGGUAUUCUUCAAACUUCACUCUUUUUUUAUUUUUUUUUUCUAAUGAAAACUUUUUCCUGCAUUAUUUCCAAGAAAGUUGAGUUGCAGUGCAAAUUACUUGGUAGAGACUGGAUGAUUUGCUGAAGAGAAGAAAACAAUGUGUACAUAAAUGCUCUCAAAAAAGACAUGGUAUACAUCCCAGCAGUUUUUCAGCAAAUCUGGGUCAGUGAUAAAACUGAACUGAGUCAUCACCACCAUGUAUAAAAAAUGUUUUGAGUUUUUCUGUUUUUGACUGCCGCUUUGGUGGAAUGUUUUGCUGAGCAGGAUGGGACUUGGGAAUGGAUAUCAAAUCCAUGAAAAAUGAGGGUGCUCUGAGUUGUGCUAUAUGCUGUCACCAUAUGAGUGAAAAUGUGUGUGGCUAGGCUUUUAUAUUUUUUUUCUUCCAACCCUGUAUACAUUGAACACAUUGUAUUAUUUGUCAUUAGAUACAGAAAUCCAGAUCUGUUUUAAAUGUUUUCUUGGAGAGGUUGAAUUGUACAGCUGUUUAUUUUUUUUUUUUGGGGGGGGGGUUAAAAUAUAAAAUGCAUUUAGGAAUUGGCAUUGCCAAGUAAAGUCUAACUUCUACAAAUUGGUUGAGAUUUUAGUACAUCUGCCUUUUUAUACAGUACCUUAACAGCUUAUGUAUUUUUAAACGUGUUCAUGUGUUAACAUUGCCAUUCAGAUAAAGCACCAUUUUUGAACUGGGAAGGGUCCCUUUGGAUGUAAUGUACAAAUUUGUGCCCUUUCCUUUUUAUACAGGGAGUGUCUGUCAGACUUAUUGUGUUAACUUGGGUCAUUUUUUGGACCUAGUCAGGCUAGUAACUGAUAAGGACUAUUUGUAUUUUAAACUUUUCUUUUGGGGAGGGGAGAGUUAAUUCCAUCAAUCAAAUAAUGUAGUCGGGUCACUCUUACCUUGUUUUCCUGAACAAAUAAAAUAAGCAUGCAUCAGUCAUGGUUACGCUAGCUGCAGGUAAGCAAACCUUUGGUUUUGAGGGCAUGCAAAAACAAAAAAAAAAUAAAAACAUUAGAAUCUAUAUAUUUUUGUGUGUGUGUGGUUGUCACUAUUGAGAAAUCACACACCUUUUAAGAACAUUCUUUGACUUUGUACUUGCAACAUCUAAAUUCAAACGUGUGUUGGCCGAGUGAAAAUAAGGAACAUUGUUUCCUUUUUUCUGUAAAACAAAUGAAAAGUAAACGUGUGUGUGUGUAUAUAUAGAGAGAGAGAUGCACACAUACAUGCAUACAGAUUUAACAAGAAUCCAAAAACUCAAAGCUUUUUUUUUUAUAUAGAUAUAUAAACAGUUUAAAUUGUUAAAAUUUGAUUAGCUUAUGGAAAAUUGAUCUUGUUUUCCCUGAGUAGCCUGUUAUUGUAAAGUAGAGCAUGCAGCAUCUUGCAUUUGGGAGGGUUGUUCCUCAUUGAUUAGAUGCUCUGAGGUGGCAACUAGUCUGUGUGGAAAGAUAUGGUAAACGUAAAACAUUGUAGCAGUAAUUCUGUAACCUUUUUAUCAGUUAAAUUUUCAAAGCAGGUGAAUAUUAUUUAAAAAGGGUGAGUAAAGAACAAAAACGGGGUAUUAAGUCAGGUAACCCUACUACUGCACUCUGAUAGGAGUUUUUUAGGUACAUUAACCCACUGGUAGACACUAUCUCAAAUGGAUAAAAGUAAAAUACUUUUACCAUAAUAAUUGGCAACAGGUGAAUAUGCCCUUGCUUGCCUCAUAGUAAAUUUUCCGCUUCAGUGUUCAAGCCAGAAAAUUGUAACAACUGUUUGGGGGAGGGUUGUGGUAAGGAAUCCUUUAAGUGCCUUUUGUUUGUAUUAUUAAGUCACCCUAAGCAAAUCUGGUAUGUUAAGACCCCCCCCCCCCCAUUUCUGGUUAAAUGUAUUGUUUUGUGCCAGACUGUUCUCCCACUUGCAGCACAGUUAUGCCACCCAUUCAAAGACAUGUACCAGUUACAGAAACAUUAGGCUGUGUCUUUCCUCUUGUGAGAUUUAGAUUUUGCAUUACAGUUCUUAGAAUGAAAAAAAAACAAAGCAAACAAACUUCCCCAUCUCCACAUUACACAAACAUACCCAGGAAAAAUGGCAGCUACCCUUGGUAAGUAUUACUGACUGUAACCAGAACUUAUUGCCCUAAUAUUGUUCAGUGGUGGUACCACCCCUCUACUGUUUGGUUUUGUAUUAUAGUGUGUUAAGCAGUGAAAUGUGUUAGUCCUUAGAUUACUUUUGCCUUGAUUUCACUUGCCAUUUUUCUCAAAGAAAAGCUAUUACUUCCAUUGUAGAGGAGUAUUCCAUGUGACUCAAUACAACUUUAGUGCUCUGUUGUUUUGUGCUAUUUUGAACAAUUAAAGACAUUUUUGAAUUAA
Messenger RNA from Protopterus annectens (West African lungfish), 10821 nucleotides. It is a transcript of the gene HCFC1, whose product is annotated as host cell factor C1. Gene Ontology annotation, cellular component: histone methyltransferase complex. Gene Ontology annotation, molecular function: protein binding; transcription coactivator activity. The record is from RefSeq and is a predicted model, not a curated record. The coding region runs from base 972 to 7853 and encodes 2293 amino acids. NCBI's taxonomy places the organism in Eukaryota, Metazoa, Chordata, Ceratodontiformes, Protopteridae. Gene Ontology annotation, biological process: regulation of DNA-templated transcription; chromatin remodeling. The transcript is spliced from 26 exons.